AUAUAUAUAUAUAUAUUUUUUUUAAAGAGCAAAACUAGUCCACGUUUUCUACUACCCUUGCCUAAGGCAGUAUUAUUGUUUAUUUAAAAUUUUGCAAUUAACACAAUGGAUCAAAAUAGGUAUAAAAGAUACCAUGAAUUGGGGGAUAAAUUUAUUCCAAAGAGAACUGCUCACAGAUAUAGUGAGGUAAUAUCUUCUACUGCUAUGUGUAUUGAGGAAGCUGUAGGCAAUUUUCUACCUAUUAUUUCUGACGAGAUAAUUAAUGAUAUAGAAAGUCAUCAUGAAGUAAAUGUAAACGCAGAAAUGUGUCAUAACUUGGAUUGCACAGAGAUUGCUUUCUCGGGUGAAUUUCUAAAUGAUUUGGAUGAGUAUCUUCAUAAGAUAUUAUUAGAUGAUAAAAUAAGAAAGUCUCUUCAAUCACCUAAAAAUUCAAAAAGUUUGGAUGAAAUGAUUAAUAGCAAAGACUUCUUUGAUCCGUUAUCGAUUCAAGUUGAAAUUAGUAAGGGCGAAUUAUUGUUAAUGAUUUUAAAAUAUAGUAUUGUUAACAGCUUAUCAGUGACUGCAAUGACUAAUUUAUUUAAAUUAAUAAAUAUCAUAUUCCAAUCUUCAAUUUUGCCUGAUUCAAGAUACUAUAUUGAUAAAUUAUUUGAUUCUUCGAAUAAAGUGGAAUUUCAUGCCGUAUGUUACAAUUGUACAGCUUAUAUAGGUAACUUUAAUGAAAUCAACAAUGUUAAGCAAUGCCAUUUAUGUAAUACAGAGUUAGAUUUAAGUAAUGCUACCAAUACAAGUUUUUUUGUUUUAAUCGAUCCAUCAUCUCAAAUCAAAGAUCUUAUAAUAACAUACAAAGAUCAUUAUGAAUAUGUUAUCAAAGAGAGACUGAAUGAGUCUACUUCUAUAAGAGAUGUAUAUGAUGGCAAGGAGUACCGUACAUUUGUUAGAAAUUUGCCAGAAGAAGAAAAAUCAAAUUAUGUAAGUGCAGUUUUUAAUACAGAUGGAGCAAGUACAAAUGAACUGCCUAAGCAAGAUAGAAUGUCUAAGUUAGUAACUUGUGGCUUGUGGUUUAAUAAGCAGAAGCCUGAUAUGAGUAUUUUUUUAUCGCCUUUUGUUCAUAUGAUGAAUAAAUUAACGAAAGACGGCAUCCAAUGUACUAUAAAUGAAGUAAACUGCAAUUUAAAAUUAUAUAUUGUUAAUUGCUGUGUAGAUUGUGUAGAUUCUGUGGCUCGUGCACCUAUCCAAGGAGUGAAACAAUUUAAUGGUAAAUCUGCUUGUAAUUGGUGCCUUCAUCCUGGUGUGUGGGUAGAAGAUUCAAUGAAAUAUACUUUACUAGAAACUACUGUUCAAUCAAGGACCCAUGAAAAUACAGUUCACAAUAUGAUGAUUGCGACUCCUCAGAAUUCAAUUGAUGACAUAAAAUAUCCUUCGCCGCUUAUCAAUUUACCAUUUUUUAACAUUAUAUCAGGAUUUGUACCUGAUUAUAUGCAUUGCUGCUUGGAAGGAGUUGCAAAACAGCUUACCGAGUAUUAUUUAUCUACUAUGAACAAUGAAGAUAUUAUAGAAAUUGAUUCAAAAAUUAAUAAAAUUACGGCUCCGCAUCAAAUAUCUAGAUUAAGUCGACCAAUAAGUAUAAGGAAUGAAUGGAAAGCUCGUGAAUGGGAAAAUUAUACAUUGUACUAUAGCGUAGUUGUUUUGACUGACCAUUUAAAGCGAGAUUAUUAUGAACAUUGGCUUCUUUUUGUCGAGAGCUUGUACUUAUUACUACAAGAUAAUAUUCACAUCGAUGAUAUAAAUCAAGCUAACAAGAUGUUAUAUGAGUUUGUGUGUGAAACCGAGAAAUUCUUUGGACAAAAAGCUAUGACCUAUAACAUUCACCAAUUAUUGCAUUUAGCUGAAAGUGUCUUCAAUUGGGGACCAUUAUGGUGCCAUUCAACAUUCUCGUUUGAAUCAGCUAAUCACGAUUUACUUAAAGCGAUAAAGUCAUCAAAGGGAGUCACAUCCCAAAUCAUAAGAUUUAUAAAAUUGAACCACACAACAUCAGUUUUAAGAGAAUGUGCAUUUCCAUACAUAGAUGAAACUGUGAAGAUAUACUGUGAUGACAUUCUGGAGCCAAGCAUUCAAAAUUUUUCGAAAAUAUUGAACAUCACUUACUUUGGUAAAGGCGAAACCAUUGACGAUUUAUUAUCAACGAGAUUUGGUCUGCCCACAAAUGCAUUGGUUUAUUAUAAACUUAUAAAAGAUGGUUGCUUAUAUGAGUCCAAUUUAAAACAAAAAAGAAGAUCAAAUAAUGCAUUUGUCUUAUUAAAAGAUAACAGUACAUUUGUAAGAAUCGAAAAAUUUAUUAUAGACGAAGAAAGCAAACAAGAAUUAACAAUUUGCAGUAUUUUGAAAACACGACAUUAUUUUACGAAACAUUAUCAUAUGUUGCAAUUAAUUGAAAAAAUUGAACCAGAUUAUAGUAUUAUACAUACGCAAGAUAUUAAGACCAUUAGUACUAUGAUGAACGUUAUGAAUAAAUUGUAUUUGACUCCUUUACCCAAUUUAUUACAUUAUUAGGUAAUUUAUUAUAUUUUUGUAAAAAAUAAGUAGAAUUAUUUGUCUGUUGUAUAUUCCUAAUUACAAUAACAAUCUAAAAUACUUUUAUCCCUUCUUUGCAAAUUAGAUAUCCGAAAAGUGAAUUUGAAUAAAAUUGUACUAUUAUACUUAAAUUAAUAAUGAAAUAUUAUUUUAUUUAUAUAAACUUAUUUUUGGUAUAGAAAUAGAUAUAUAAUAUUGUUUAAUAAAUAUUCAUGAUAAUAAUUAAAGCAUUA
Messenger RNA from Nasonia vitripennis (jewel wasp), 2804 nucleotides. RefSeq lists its product as uncharacterized. Bases 106 to 2550 code for a protein of 814 amino acids. NCBI's taxonomy places the organism in Eukaryota, Metazoa, Arthropoda, Insecta, Hymenoptera, Pteromalidae. The record is from RefSeq and is a predicted model, not a curated record. The transcript has 3 exons.